Rana temporaria (common frog) is the source of this 2057-nucleotide messenger RNA. RefSeq names its product HMG-box containing 4 (gene HMGXB4). The transcript is spliced from 12 exons. The record is from RefSeq and is a predicted model, not a curated record. Bases 265 to 1944 code for a protein of 559 amino acids. Lineage: Eukaryota; Metazoa; Chordata; Amphibia; Anura; Ranidae.
AAGGGGCGGAGCUCGGGCUAUGUUGUGUAUGGGGGGAGAACACAGAGAAUAUAGGCGGGAGGCUGCUAGGGAUCUCAAGAAGAUCUGCUGCAUGUGGUGCACCAGGAGACACAGCCAGUCAAGGUUUAAUUGGGGGCAAUAUGACAAGCUGGAAAAUCUUUGUCUGAUUUCAGAUUGUUUUCUGGGGCCUUUAGCGACAAAAGCAUUGUGGUAGAUGCUGUGAAUGAAUGACUGUUUACAAUCUAUUCUGUGUUGGGCCAGGAUAUGGCAUUCAGUGACUCUCGGGAAAUUCUGGACACAGAUCGUGGAAUGGAGGAUGUGAGUUUGGCAGCUGGCAGGAGCCAACGGGAGAAAAAGAGAUCAUACAAGGAUCUUUUACGUGAGGAAGAAGAGAUUGCCGAACAAGUUCGUAAAUCUUCUAAAAAGAGAUCCAAGGACAUCGAAAUUACGCCUUUGGCAACAGAAUCUCAUAAAAAGAAAAAGAAGCAUUCCUCCGAUGACACGUAUUAUCCAGAAUUAUCUUCUUCAGAUGUGAAGAAGAAGAAAAAGCAUUCUCAUCCCAGCUCUUCUCCAUCCUCGGAUACAGCUAUGGAUCUUCUCAACUCCAUUUCCUCCCCUGUAGUUUCUUCAAGCAAACACUCUUCUAAAAAAGCUGAAAAGACACUGGCUUCCCCUGUUGGGUUUCAGUCUCCAGCCCAAGUAACCCGUAAAGAACAUCGGAAAAAGGGCAAAGAAGACACUCCUGAGGAUCUCUCCCACAAAUCAAAAAAGCCCAAGCCUCUAACUUUACGUGAGCCUGAAGGUCUAAAGAUGAAACUAGUUAUUUCUCCCAAAGAAAAGACUAGCGAACAGCCACUGCUAACACAGGAGAAUCCAGUAAAUAGUGACAAAAGUUCUUCUAAAAAGAGCAGCAAGAAAUCUAAAGAUGAAACUGAGAAGAGCAGUCACAAGAAACACAAAAAAGAAACGCACACACCACGGCAUGGUGGCACUCCAGAUACAGCUUCUUCUUCUGGAGGGGACGUUGAGGCUGGAGAUCUUGUGAUUGAUGAUUCCCUUGGGGAAAUGAAGAAGAAAAAGAAAUCAAAAAAGAGUAAAAAGAAAAAGGAUAAACACAAGGAAGACAAACAUAGGAAACACAACAAGAGCAAGAAGGAACAUGGAUUAGAAAGCCCGAAACUCAUGGCAUCUUCUGUACUCUCCUCAUCACCAGCUACAACAUCCUCUCCUCCACCAUUACCAAGUCCACCAGCCACAGUACUUCUGCCAACACCUGUUGUCUUGCCUCUUCCUGAAGGAACAACAGAAAAGAAAAAGAAGAAAGAAGAGGUAGAAAAGCCCAAGAAGAAAAAUAUGUCUGCAUAUCAAGUUUUCUCUAAAGAGUAUCGAAGCAGCAUUAUAGCAGAACAUCCUGGAAUUGACUUUGGAGAACUUAGUAAGAAGUUGGCUGAAGUGUGGAAACAACUGCCAGAAAAGGAUAAACUCGUCUGGAAACAGAAGGCUCAGUAUCUUCAGCACAAGCAAAACAAAGCCGAGGCCACUACUGUGAAACGCAAGUCUAGCCCAACAGAGUCCUCUUCAAAGAGCAAAGGUUCAUCUUCUUCCUCAAGCCUUAAGAAGUCCUCAAGUAGUACUCUGUCUUUCUCUUCUUCACCUGCCAAAGCCCCUGACACAGAGCCAAUCGAUGUGGCAGCCCAUCUACAGCUAUUGGGCGAGUCCUUGAGCCUGAUUGGACAUAGACUACAAGAAACUGAGGUGAUGAUCAGCAAAAACCCUGGCAUGGUUGCUGUAUCUGGUAGUCUCUCUGUACUUCUGGACUCUGUGCUUUGUGCCCUGGGUCCCUUGGUCUGUCUUACAAGCCACAUUCCACAGCUGAAUGCAUGUCCCAAGCAAGUUUUGUCCAAUACUUUGGAUAACAUCGCCUAUGUUAUGCCUGGCUUGUGACCGCAGAAGAGGAGUAACACAAGAGAACCUUUCUUUCUGUACAGUAUUGUAUGAUAUGUAUAAAGAAUAUGAAUUGUUUUAUAACAUGUUGUAAUUUAAGUACCAGUUCUACA